ACCUGCACGCCCUUCUACCUCCACAAUAUUGUCGUCCCAGAAGUCGAGUCUCACGGAUUUAACUUUGCUGAUGUCCGGGAAGUUGCGGUGGACGCCAGAGCAGUGGAGACAGAUGAAGAUCCCCAGCUUCUGCCACGGGCAGGAGAGGGCAAGAACGUUUCCCGGAAGCAACGGAAAAAGUCUGCAGGUCACCCAAGGCCUCAGAAGACGCGCACAGGGGCGUGGCCGCCGGUCGAACCACUGCAAAGCCAGGUGUGCCUCGGAACGACCCUUCGGCCGGACUCUUUCCGCGGAGCCCAGGCCGGACGUUUUGUGGCGAAGCAAACAGGAACCGGAAGUCAAUGGAGGAAGUCUUAGCGUCGAACCUGCUGGUGUGACUGGAGAAUGAACUUGUCUUGUCUGCUCAAAGUGGGAGGGAGAUGGAGAUCCUUUCCAGUUCCACUGGAGUUAUCCUUGUUCCAGGCCCUACAUAAUUUCUGCUGUCGGAAAAAAUCCACUGCACCUGAGAAAACUAUUACCAAUGUUUCUUUUUGUAAUGAAAAUGCAAAGGAGUCUGGAAAUGCACUCGACAAGCUCUUCUCUUCAGAACAGCAGGCCUCCAUCCUGCAUGUGUUGAAUACAGCAUCUAAUAAAGAACUUGAAGCUUUCAAAUUGCUUCAUGGAAGAAAGUCCAUCAAUAUUAUAGAGCACAGAGAAAAAUUUGGGCCGUUUCAGGAUUUGGAGAGUUUGAUGAAUGUGCCCUCGUUCCAGUAUAAAACUAUUGUUCAAGUUUGUUACGCCAUUCUUUGUCCAGAGAGUGAGAAGAAAAAAAGAAAGUUACAGGAAAACCGGCUGUUGGGAAAGCUCAUCAAACCAGACAUAGAAAGAGAGAGACUUAAGGCAGUCAAUAGUAUUGUGUCUAUUGUUUUUGGUACUCAAAGAAUUGCCUGGGCUCACCUUGAUCACAAACUGACAGUGCUGGACUGGCAACAAAGUGACUAUUGGAAAUUAAUGAAUAGAACGUACCCAUCAUCACUCUAUUUAAAAGAGAUCUCUUCGGUCAUUUCAAAGAUGCCUAAAGCAGAUCUCUAUGUUCUGGAAAAAAUAGGACUUUCCAUUCAAAACUCAUCUCUGUUUCCUGUACUGUUACAUUUUCAUAUCAUAGAAGCCAUGCUGUAUGCAUUAUUAAAUAAAACUUUCGCCCAGGAUGGCCAGCAUCAUGUGCUGAGCAUGAAUCGAAAUGCAGUGGGGAAGCACUUUAAACUGAUGAUUGGUGACACUCGGACUAGUGGGAAAGAACUAGUGAAGCAGUUCCUCUCUGAGUCUGUACUGAAGGCAAAGCCUCGAGUGUUCUUCCCACCAGAUAAAGUAGUACACUACAGACAAAUGUUUUCACCUGCUGACUCACACAGAAGAGAAGAGUUGUAUGAUUCAUUGUUACAAGCUGUUGCUUUCUAUGAAUUAGCAGUUUUUAACACUAAGAAUUCUGAGAUUAAUGUACCUGCUCUGUUAUAAUAUAUAUUUAUUCUAAUUAUAAAAUGAGCUGUUCUGAACAGUCAUGUUAAUGGAGAAGAAAACACAUUUUGAGUAUGUUUUAGACGUUUAAUGUCAGACUUUCAGCUAUGAAAUGGUAUACAUAAUAAUAAGCCAAGACUAGAUCAGUAAGCAUGCUGUGCCUUUUGGGAUUCAUUGUCAAUAAAAUGCCCCCUGGACAGCCAAAAGAAGAAACAAAGUUUUCUCCCUUUAUCAAGCAGAUACCAUCUACGUUGAGGAUUUGCAUUAUGUUGUUAAAAAACAGAGAAAAAUGAUUUCUUUCUAGGUGUAACUUAUGAGAAUAAAGCUAAAACAACUGAUAACACAAUUUGUAGACUCUA
Molecule: messenger RNA, 1853 nt
Organism: Sciurus carolinensis (gray squirrel)
Lineage: Eukaryota; Metazoa; Chordata; Mammalia; Rodentia; Sciuridae
Gene: Tefm
Product: transcription elongation factor, mitochondrial
Exons: 5
Coding region: 385-1494 (369 amino acids)
Biological process (GO): transcription elongation by mitochondrial RNA polymerase; mitochondrial transcription
Cellular component (GO): mitochondrial nucleoid
Molecular function (GO): DNA polymerase processivity factor activity; nucleic acid binding
Source: RefSeq, a predicted model, not a curated record